This is a messenger RNA of Eremothecium gossypii ATCC 10895, 1893 nucleotides long. It is a transcript of the gene MRX1, whose product is annotated as Mrx1p. The record is from RefSeq and is marked provisional. Bases 1 to 1893 code for a protein of 630 amino acids. Gene Ontology annotation, molecular function: protein binding. NCBI's taxonomy places the organism in Eukaryota, Fungi, Ascomycota, Saccharomycetes, Saccharomycetales, Saccharomycetaceae. The transcript has a single exon.
AUGUUCCUCAGAAUCCAGUUACGUACAUUUAUGAGCAUGCCAGUGCUACGAAAGACCGGUCUAAAAUCUAAACUCAGCGCUAUCCAGGCCGGGAAGACAACGGUCCCAAUGACAAAGAAAGAGCUUCGAGAACGACAAGCAAAAUAUCAACUCAUGGUCAAAAGGCUGCAAAAGACACCGUAUACUAAACAGCAGGCUAUUCAUAUCCUUGAAAAGCAAUAUGGCUUCCGCGAUGCUGCCAAAACACUUGAAAUUGGGCCAUUAUCUGAAAAAGACACUGAACUUCUGCAGCGAACAACUGACAAAAGGCUUAUAUAUGCUAUACUGGGGGUCAGUGGCGAGCAGUUACGCGAUAGCAAGUUGGUGGCGGACGAUGUUUUGAAGUUUUGCAAACGUGGGAUGUUGAACAAAGCAUUACUUCUGAUACGGCUAGCGAAGAAAAACGGCGUUGUCGGCAUGAACAUCUUGAUGCGUCACUACUGUGAGGUUGAGCAGAGUGCUUCGAGUGCUAUCCUACUAUACCAAUAUCGGCUGAAAUGGGGCAUACCACCUAACGAGCAUACCCCCACUAUUUUAUUCAGCGGAAUAGCUCACAUAAAGAAACCACUCUCCAAGCAUCAUGCAGCGAAGAUCGUUACUAUUGUCCAGGCAUUAAUUGACGAAAGACAACUGAACGCCAUACACUUUAACGCGGCACUGGCAUGCCUUGCGCGCUGCCCUGAAACCGAAUAUCUGUUCCAAUGCUUUGAACUCAUGCCCUCUUACAUGGAACGGUCGAAGGUCGCAUACACUGAGCUUCUAGAAGGUAUCUCAAAAAUCAAAGAUGACAUUGAAGCGAUGCAAAAGCUUGAUUAUAUAAUGAAAAAGCUUCCUGUCAGGGCCGUGAAUGCAAAAGCUUUAUUCUAUUAUCUUAACGUAUGGAAUAUGCGGGGAAGUCCCGAUCUUUCGAAGUGCACUCUAGUACUCUGUGAUCGCUUCUUUGACUUGGGCGUACAGGUUGAACUGCCGGUUCCAAAAGGAGUACAACUUCCUUCUCUAGAUACAUGGGGGUUGUUGAAGAAGCUAACACUGAACGAGCACGUCCUCGGGAUAUUUUUGGAGAACUGUGCAAAACAUGGCUUAUUUACUCUUGCCAUGAAGGUAUACGAGCGUGUAAGAACUGAAACCCCCGAAAUAUUGAAUGAGAAGUCGUAUCAUCACAUAAUGCAAAUCUUCCGUGAGAAAUACCCUACAUCCUGUUUAGAUAAAAACCUCGAGGUUUUUGAACACUUACGUUUGGGUUUGGGUAAGGUUUCCGUCGCUUCGCUUCGGGAAAUACACCACUCAAUGACUAGAGUUCUUGCGAAGCGCUAUAUUCAUGAUGAUCUUACGAAACUUGAGGAUACUAUGGAGAAGAUACAUACAUUCUUCCAGAAAUAUGAUUCGACUUCGCUACAUGGUAAGAGGAUACUGAACCUAACACAGAGCACGGUAUACUGGUCUAUACUUAAAGGAACUGCCUCUUCCGACAAGCUGACUUUAACGAGGAAAAGGAUUAUAUCUGAACAGUUUAUCCAUUCCUACAAUGGUGAUAUUUUCCGCCUAAAGCAUGCGAAUGACGCUGAUCGCUCUCGUCUGAGGGCGGUGUACCUAAAUGCCAUUCGUUUCUACUCAGGUUACCAAGAUAACUUUACUCUACCGGUCGCAGAUGUGACUGAGCUUCCACACGACUCUCUUGAGUAUCAGAAAUAUCAGUUCAGAAAACUACUAUCAAGGUUCAAAAAGCGUAUACUGGAGGAGCUGCAGCUACUUGAGAGAAAGCAGCCUAUCCCUGCCAAUUUGAUAGAAGGCACGAAGCAAUUGGGUGACAGGAUACUUACGACGCCUGUACCGGGUAUACUCCAAAAGGAAUAA